UUAAAAUGCCUGAGCCAGCCAAGUCCGCUCCUGCUCCGAAGAAGGGCUCCAAGAAGGCGGUGACCAAAGCCCAGAAGAAAGAUGGGAAGAAGCGCAAGCGCAGCCGGAAGGAGAGCUACUCUGUGUAUGUGUACAAGGUGCUGAAGCAGGUCCACCCGGACACCGGCAUCUCGUCCAAGGCCAUGGGCAUCAUGAACUCCUUCGUCAACGACAUCUUCGAGCGUAUUGCGGGCGAGGCAUCGCGCCUUGCGCAUUACAACAAGCGCUCGACCAUCACAUCCAGGGAGAUCCAGACGGCCGUGCGCCUGCUGUUGCCCGGGGAGUUGGCCAAACAUGCCGUGUCCGAGGGUACCAAGGCCGUCACCAAGUAUACCAGCUCCAAGUAAACUUGCCAAGUGGUGCAGUGCCUGCCAAUGUGGGAGUCACAUGAGACAUGGAUUUGAGUCAUGAAUUGGGAAGAUCUCUUGAAGGAGGAAAUGGUAACUCAAGUAUUCCUGCCUGGAAAAUUCCAUGGACAGAGGAG
Molecule: messenger RNA, 523 nt
Organism: Budorcas taxicolor (takin)
Lineage: Eukaryota; Metazoa; Chordata; Mammalia; Artiodactyla; Bovidae
Product: histone H2B type 1-C/E/F/G/I
Exons: 2
Coding region: 6-386 (126 amino acids)
Cellular component (GO): nucleosome
Molecular function (GO): protein heterodimerization activity; DNA binding; structural constituent of chromatin
Source: RefSeq, a predicted model, not a curated record